AUGAAGGUGUCAGUGGUGUCAGUGUCAGAGGUGUCAGUGGUGUCAGUGUCAGUGGUGUCAGUGUCAGUGGUGUCAGUGGUGUCAGUGUCAGUGGUGUCAGUGGUGUCAGUGUCGUCAGAGUCAGUGGUGUCAGUGUCAGUGGUGUCAGUGGUGUCAGAGGUGUCAGUGGUGUCAGUGUCAGUGGUGUCAGUGUCAGUGGUGUCAGUGUCGUCAGAGUCAGUGGUGUCAGUGUCAGUGGUGUCAGUGUCAGUGGUGUCAGUGUCGUCAGAGUCAGUGGUGUCAGUGUCAGUGGUGUCAGUGUCGUCAGAGUCAGUGGUGUCAGUGUCAGUGGUGUCAGUGGUGUCAGUGUCAGUGGUGUCAGUGUCGUCAGAGUCAGUGGUGUCAGUGUCAGUGGUGUCAGUGGUGUCAGUGUCAGUGGUGUCAGAGGUGUCAGUGUCAGUGGUGUCAGAGGUGUCAGUGUCAGUGGUGUCAGUGUCAGUGGUGUCAGUGGUGUCAGAGGUGUCAGUGUCAGUGGUGUCAGUGGUGUCAGUGUCAGUGGUGUCAGUGUCAGUGGUGUCAGUGUCAGUGGUGUCAGUGGUGUCAGUGUCAGUGGUGUCAGUGGUGUCAGAGGUGUCAGUGUCAGUGGUGUCAGUGGUGUCAGUGGUGUCAGUGUCAGUGGUGUCAGUGUCAGUGGUGUCAGUGGUGUCAGUGUCAGUGGUGUCAGUGUCAGUGGUGUCAGUGGUGUCAGUGUCAGUGUCAGUGGUGUCAGUGGUGUCAGUGUCAGUGGUGUCAGUGUCAGUGGUGUCAGUGUCAGUGGUGUCAGUGGUGUCAGUGUCAGUGGUGUCAGUGGUGUCAGUGUCAGUGGUGUCAGUGUCAGUGGUGUCGGGGCCAAAACAAUAA
Messenger RNA from Knipowitschia caucasica, 879 nucleotides. NCBI's taxonomy places the organism in Eukaryota, Metazoa, Chordata, Actinopteri, Gobiiformes, Gobiidae. The record is from the annotation of a GenBank genome assembly.